Messenger RNA from Saccostrea cuccullata (small rock oyster), 1149 nucleotides. RefSeq lists its product as uncharacterized. The coding region runs from base 1 to 1149 and encodes 382 amino acids. The record is from RefSeq and is a predicted model, not a curated record. Gene Ontology annotation, molecular function: translation repressor activity; ubiquitin protein ligase activity. The transcript is spliced from 2 exons. Gene Ontology annotation, biological process: protein polyubiquitination; negative regulation of translation; proteasome-mediated ubiquitin-dependent protein catabolic process. NCBI's taxonomy places the organism in Eukaryota, Metazoa, Mollusca, Bivalvia, Ostreida, Ostreidae.
AUGUAUAGAUUUGUGUUAAAGAAAUCUGUCAGAGUGACAGGUGUUAGUGUUGUUCGUCACAUUUACCACAUAACUUCAGACCGGGUCUGGAUCUGUGAUAGAAAUAAUCUCAUCUUGACAAACACAAAAGGUGACAAACUAGAUCAUGUGACAGGUGUAUAUAGUGAUUAUACUGGAGUACACACGGUUUCUGGUGCUGGUGAAUUAAUUUAUAUAGACAGUGAGUAUAACAUCAACCAACUAUCUAAAGAUAACAAAGUAAAGACCACAUCAAUAAAGUAUAACACAGCACCAUGGAGACCACAGUGUGUCUACAGCUCCCCCUCCACUGGUGACCUGCUGGUCGGGAUGUUUAGACGUGACACAUUGACAGGCCAGGUAAACCGUUACAAUAACACAGGACGACACAUACAGACCAUACAACACAGCAACACAGGUCAGAGACUGUAUGAAUGCCCUCUCUUCAUCACAGAAAACCGCAAUGGAGAUGUCAUAGUGUCUGACUAUGACCGUGGUGCUGUAGUGGUGACAGAUCGUGUAGGUAGACACCGUUUCACCUACACAGGUCCUCCAUCAGGAUCAGGGCUAAAUCCACGUGGAAUCUGUACUGACGCGCAGUCACACAUACUGCUGUGUGAUUAUUGCACUAAAGCAGUACAGAUGAUUGACAAGGAUGGUCGUUUUCUGUCACAAUUCGAGACAGAACAACACGGGAUAUACGUACCACGAAGCCUGAGUUAUGACUGUGAUACACAUCUUCUCUGGGUUGGAUCACGGUACAACAACACAGUAAACAUUUACAGACUUAUCAAUGAAGGGGAUGAUCUUCCUGGUGCAUGCAUUGAUGAUUUAGAUAAGGCUAAUAUUGAUGAGUUGAAGACGUUUCUGAGGAAGGAGAAGACAACUGUUUCCCAUGCCAGAGGAAUACUUGUUGGAUGUGCUGGGGCUGGAAAAACAACACUACUGAAGCAAUUAAGAGGGCAAAGUCAAACUUUCAGGAAAGCUUCGAAGUCAUCCAGGGGAUUAACAACAUUGCUGAAGAGAUUAAGAGGGCAACAUCAGGAUGUCGGUGAAGUUACUGAGUCCACCAGGGGACUGGAAGUCCAUCAACAUCUCUUCAUUGUUAGAGACGGAAUUCUGGAAGGUUAG